UCGCUCCUCUCCCUCGUCCUCUUCUAUCACAACAACUCCCUCAUCCCCCACCACUCCCAUCCCCCCCCCGAAGACAGCAUCAACACCUGUCUUCACCCCCAUCUACAGUCCAUCAAUCGACCGUCGCAGGCAGACACUCCUUCAUUUCCGCAUUAUUCUUCUCUUCAUCGACAUGCGCGGGCUUAUCGGCUACUCGCUAUUGCCGCUGCUGGCGUCAUCGGCACCCACCUUCAGCACAGAGACAAUCCACGACGGAGUUGCUCCUCUGAUCUCCUCCUCAAAUUCAGUUGAGGUGCCCGAUUCCUACAUCGUCGUCUUCAAGAAACACGUUUCCGAGGCUGCUGCCUCGGAUCAUCACAGCUGGGUGCAAGACAUCCACCUCAACAACGCGAACGAACGAACCGAGCUUCGAAAGCGAUCGCAAUUUCCCAUUACGACCGAUAUCUUUGAGGGUCUCAAGCAUACCUAUAAUAUUGCAGGGAACUUCUUGGGUUACUCCGGCCAUUUCGAUGACUCCGUCAUUGAGAAGGUCCGAAGGCAUCCUGAUGUCGAGUACGUCGAGAAAGAUUCCGUUGUCCACACUUUAGGGGACACCGGAGAGCUUGAGAAGAACGCCCCAUGGGGUCUCGCUCGUAUCUCCCACCGGAAGAGCUUGUCAUUCAGCGACUAUAACAAAUAUCUCUAUGCCGCUGAUGCUGGUGAGGGGGUUGACGUGUACGUUAUUGACACCGGAACCAACAUCGAACAUGUUGACUUCGAAGGCCGCGCACACUGGGGCAAGACUAUCCCCGCCAACGAUCCUGAUGAGGACGGAAACGGACAUGGAACUCACUGUUCCGGUACCGUUGCCGGCAAGAAGUACGGUGUUGCCAAGAAGGCUAAUGUCUACGCCGUCAAGGUGCUCAAGUCCAACGGUUCAGGAACCAUGGCAGAUGUUGUCAAGGGUGUUGAAUGGGCAGCCCUCUCUCACACAAAGAAGGUCAAGGAUGGAAAGAAGGGCUUCAAAGGCUCCGCCGCCAACAUGAGUCUUGGUGGAGGAAAGUCCCCUGCUCUCGAUCGUGCUGUCAAUGGUGCUGUUGAAGCUGGCAUCCACUUCGCUGUGGCCGCUGGAAAUGACAAUGCCGACUCUUGCAACUACUCUCCCGCUGCUGCUGAGCUCGCCAUUACUGUUGGCGCCUCUGCUCUUGACGACUCUCGAGCUUACUUCUCCAACUACGGAAAGUGCAACGACAUCUUUGCCCCAGGUUUGAGCAUCCAAUCCUGCUGGAUUGGCAGCAAAUAUGCCACCAACACCAUCUCCGGUACUUCCAUGGCCAGUCCACAUAUCGCAGGUCUCCUCGCAUACUACCUCUCUCUUCAGCCAUCCAAGGACUCUGCUUAUGCCGUUGCUGAGAUCACCCCAAAGAAGCUGAAGGAUAACAUUAUUGCCAUCGCUACUGAGGGUGCGUUGACCGACGUUCCAGCUGACACCAAGAACGUGCUUGCAUGGAACGGCGGUGGAUCGUCCAACUACUCUUCUAUCAUCAAGGCUGGCGGAUUCUCUGUGAUGGCCACCAAGGAGUCUAGGUUACCAACCACAGUUGAACUCUUGGAGGCAGCCAUUGAGAAGGAUUUCAACAUGAUCUCUGGGGAAGUCGUCAAGAGCAGCGAGUCCAUGAUCUCCAAGACUGAGAAGCUUUCCAAGAAGAUCCAGAAGAUGGUGGACGAAGAGCUCAACGAGUUCUUCGAGGAGCUCAGCUUUUAGAAGCCGACUGACAGUAUACAAGUACCAUAUGCGGAUGUUACAUUGAUGCGCUUGGACAUGGAUUUCCCAUUCUUUUGUCGCCGGAGCAUGAUCUUGGGCUGGACGGUGGUUUCCUACUGUAUGCAUUUUGAUUACCGGUUUCCUUGCGUCGCAUCCUCAUGGUUUCUCUGUUGUAUUGCACAAUAGACCACUGCUGAAUUGUAUCAAUGACCCUCUUUUGACUUCCUCUUUCCAUGCGACUGGGAAUGGUGAUCAUGUGUGAAGAAGCCCUCCCGAGUUAAUAAAUAACAUAAGAACCGAUGGUUAGGUCCAUCUGGGUAGUACCU
This is a messenger RNA of Hyaloscypha bicolor E, 2070 nucleotides long. Its product is annotated as serine protease 2. The record is from RefSeq and is a predicted model, not a curated record. The coding region runs from base 173 to 1744 and encodes 523 amino acids. Gene Ontology annotation, molecular function: serine-type endopeptidase activity. NCBI's taxonomy places the organism in Eukaryota, Fungi, Ascomycota, Leotiomycetes, Helotiales, Hyaloscyphaceae. The transcript is spliced from 2 exons. Gene Ontology annotation, biological process: proteolysis.